Molecule: messenger RNA, 393 nt
Organism: Cherax quadricarinatus
Lineage: Eukaryota; Metazoa; Arthropoda; Malacostraca; Decapoda; Parastacidae
Source: RefSeq, a predicted model, not a curated record
AUGUCCUGCUCCUACACCACAAGAACAACCACAGAAAUGAGUUUCUUGUCAGUGAUGUUGGUGUUGGUGAUGAUGGCUGGUGUUUGUUACGCUGGACUACUUGGUGGCGGCUUUUUCCCAAUUGGUCUGGGUCUUGGUGGACUUGGUGGAUAUGGCGGCGGCUUGAAUGGUUAUGGUGGUUACGGCGGACUUGGUGGAGGAUAUGGUGGUGGAUAUGGUGGUAAAGCAGGACACACCUUCGUGCUGAGUAAAAGCCAUGGAAGCCUUGGAGGAUUUGGCACUGGUGGGCUUGGUAAAUAUGGCCUUGGUGGAUACGGCGGACAUGGAUUGGGUGGAUUCGGCGGAUUUGGCAAAGGUGGAUUAGGAGGUCUUGGCUUAGGUUUUGGAAAAUAG